Molecule: messenger RNA, 2544 nt
Organism: Lagenorhynchus albirostris (white-beaked dolphin)
Lineage: Eukaryota; Metazoa; Chordata; Mammalia; Artiodactyla; Delphinidae
Product: protocadherin-8-like
Biological process (GO): homophilic cell-cell adhesion
Cellular component (GO): plasma membrane
Molecular function (GO): calcium ion binding
Source: RefSeq, a predicted model, not a curated record
AUGUCUCACUGGAGGCUCAGGUUCCCCGCUGACACUUUACACAGGGCUGGACUGGGGUCCCUGUUGCUUCUGCUGCUGCUGCUUCUGGUGUCAGGGUCUUGCACCGAAACUGUCAAUUUCCUCACCUUUGAGGAAGAAGCCCUUGGCACCUUCAUCGGUGUUCUGUCUGACCACAUCCUGUUUAAUUCCCAGCGCGAGGUGCCAGGCCAGUUCCACCUUAUUAAGAUCAACAGCUCGCUGGUCCAGGUGCAAGAGGGCGACGUCCUCAGAGAUGCGGGCCUGGACCUCGAGCGGCUGUGCGGCCAGGCCUUCAAAGUGGUACGCUUUUGGCAGGAGCAGUUCCGGCUGGUGCACGUGGAGGUGGAGGUGAGGGACGUCAACCACCACGAGCCACGCUUUUCCCGGGCCCAGAUCCCGGAGGAGGUGUCUGAGGGCGCGGCCGCGGGCAUGCGCAUCCCCCUGGAGGUGCCCAUAGACGAGGACGUGGAGGCCAAUGGGCUGCAGAGAGUUGCCUGGCCGCACAGCCCCUUCCGCGUGGAGCUGCAGACGCGCGCGGACGGUGCCCAGUGCGCCGACCUGGUGCUGCUGCAGGAGCUGGGCCACGAGAGCCAGGCCGCCUACAACCUGGAGCUGGUGGCCCAGGCCGAAGGCCGCCCACCGCGCUCCGCCACGGCCGCCCUCAGUAUGCGCGUGCUGGACGUGAACGACCACAGCCCGGCCUUCCUGCAGGGCGCCGUCGCCGCGGUGGAGCUGGCGGAGGACGCACCCGUGGGCUCGCUACUGCUCGACCUGGACGCGGCGGAUCCCGACGAGGGCCCCAACGGCGACGUGGUGUUCGCUUUCGGCUCCCGUACCCAGCCCGAGGCGCGCCGCCUCUUCCGCCUCGACCGGCGCUCGGGCCGCCUCACCCUGGCCGGGACCGUGGACUACGAGCGCCAGGACACUUACGAACUGGACGUGCGGGCGCAGGACCGCGGCCCCGGAUCCCGCGCCACCACCUGUAAGGUCAUCAUGCGCAUCCGUGACGUCAAUGACAACGCGCCGGACAUCGCCAUCACCCCGCUGGCCGCCCCGGGCGCGCCUGUCGCCUCGCCCUUCGCCGCCGCCGCCGCUGCUCUCGGGGGUGCGGACGCGACCUCGUCGAUGCCAGAGGGGGUGGCACGCGAGAGCCUGGUGGCGCUGGUCAGCACCUCGGACAGGGACUCGGGAGCCAACGGGCAGGUGCGCUGCGCCCUCUAUGGGCACGAGCACUUCCGACUGCAGCCGGCCUACGCGGGCAGCUACCUGGUGGUGACCGCGGGGUCGCUGGACCGCGAGCGCAUCGCCGAGUACAACCUGACGCUGGUGGCCGAGGACCGCGGCGCGCCCCCGCUGCGCACCGUGCGGCCCUACCUGGUGCGGGUGAGCGACGAGAACGACAACGAGCCGCUCUUCACGCGGCCGGGCUACGAGGUGUCGGUGAGUGAGAACAACCUGCCCGGGGCCUACUUGGCCUCGGUGGCCGCCAGGGACCCGGACCUGGGCCGCAACGGCCAGGUCACCUACCGGCUGCUGCAGGCCGUGUCCACCUACGUCUCAUUGGACCCCGUCACUGGGGAGCUGCACGCACAACAGUGCUUUGACCGCGAGGAACUGGCUGAGCUGCGGCUGGGGCUGGAGGCGCUCGACGGCGGCUCUCGGCCGCUCCGGGGCCGGGCCGUGAUGCGGCUGCAUGUGGAGGACCAGAACGACCACGCGCCUCGGCUGGUGACCCCGCCGCUCGUCAGUGACUCAGCCAAGGCCCCUCGGCCCCGGGACGCGCCCCUGGGCUACCUGCUGACCCGACUGCAGGCUAGGGACACGGACAAAGACCUCAACGCGGAGCUGACUUACAUUCUCCGCAGCGACUGCGGCCCCGGGGCGCUAGCGCUACACCCGGCCACGGGUGAACUGUCCCUACAGUGCCGCCUGUCCCCGCAGCCCGCCGACCCGCUGACGGCGGCCGUCGUGGUGCCGGCCGGAGGCCGGCCGGCCCGCCCGGUAGUGCACGGCCACCUUGCUCCUCGUGCCCGCGCACUCGGCGCCACCUGGCGGAGAGGUGGUGCUGGUGCCACGGCCACCUCCGCCGACAAACGAGGAAUGGAGGUAUCCGCGGGACGGCGCAUGGCGCAUGGAGCAGGACGGCACCCUGACCUCUCCGUGGUUGUGGUCGGGGCUUUGACCAGCGGCUGCGGCCUUCCGCCGGUGGCCAUCGUCACCGUGACUUGUUCCUGCUCAGGCAAGGCCAGGACGCGGAGGAAGAGGCUUUGUGAGCACAGACAGAGCAGGUGCCAUGCGAGCAGUGGCCAGGCUUGCCCAUGUUGCAGGACAUCAGGGGCUGAUCCUGGGAGGUCCAACCCAAGGUUCUUCGUGGAGACACCGCCGCUUUCCAUUUCCUCAGAGGUGCAGGAGAACGAGUCUGCCGAGACUUCCCAGUCCGGGAACAGUGCGGUGUCCUUAUGCCCCUCGCCUCGGAAGAGGAACGAGGUCCCCUGGGUCCAGGUAGCGCACCCCCAGCUCUCUUAG